CAGAAGGAUCACACCUGCAUUCAAUGCCCCGCCCAUGGUCAAGAAAGCUUUACAAAUGAUGGAUGUGAGAUCGUGAAUGGAGCGGCAACAGGUCUUCGAGCAGAGCCAACACUCAAACAUUUUGAUGAGAACAUAAUUUCGCUCAUUGAGUCCGAGAUAAUGUCCGUCACGCAUGAAACGGGUUGGUCAGACGUUGCUGGUUUGGAGGGAGCGAAGAAAGCUUUGCGGGAAAUCGUAGUUUUGCCGUUCAAAAGACCAGAUAUGUUCAAAGGGAUACGAGCUCCACCAAAAGGGGUAUUGCUCUUUGGUCCUCCUGGUACGGGAAAAACGAUGAUUGGAAGAUGUGUAGCUUCGCAGUGUAAAGCUACUUUUUUCAACAUUUCUGCAAGCUCGUUGACAUCAAAAUGGGUGGGAGAGGGUGAGAAACUAGUGCGUGCCUUAUUUUCUGUGGCUAGGUUGAAGCUGCCAAGCGUCAUAUUUAUCGAUGAGGUUGACUCGCUUCUCUCUUCACGUUCGGAUACAGAACAUGAGUCUUCACGUCGUAUAAAGACGGAAUUUCUGGUACAAUUGGAUGGUGUGGCAACGAAUUCCGAUGAGAGGCUGCUAGUUCUUGCAGCAACAAAUCGCCCCCAAGAGCUUGAUGAGGCUGCUCGACGACGUUUUGUGAAACGUCUUUAUAUCGCUCUACCGGAAGCUGAAGCAAGGCUCACUAUUGUUAAAAACUUACUAGUUGAUAUGAAACAUUCACUUGAGGAGAAAGAUUUUAGUCAGAUAGCUGAAUUAACGGAAGGGUAUUCUGGUGCUGACGUGCGACAACUAUGUGCUGAAGCUGCAAUGGGUCCAAUACGAGAUGUUGAUAACUGCUCUUCUAUGGAUAUUGAGACAAUAGAAACUGAUGAGAUUCGACCUAUCUCAGUGGCAGAUUUCAUCGAGGCUGCAAAAGUUGUUCGGCCCACUGUUGUGAGUGAGGACUUAACUGCUUACAAGGUUCUUUCCAGAUUUAUGCACAUCAGUCGCAGUGCUCCUGUAUUGGUGUCAUCAAGUGGAAGUCUCGGUCACCCUGCAGGAGUGACAGCAGAUCAGUAUCAAGCUGGAUAUCCAUCUUCCAAUUUAGGUGCGACUGGUCAGAGCUGUCCUCGAUUCAUUAGGGAAUUACAACCGCGUACAUUGAUUUCACCUGGAAAGUAUGCAGAAUUAGCGUUGAAGGCUGUGCGGGAAUUGCGGUCCGAGGUGGAGAAUUUCUUCAACGAAGUGUACAACAACUGUGAAAUCAAUGCUAAUGAGUUAACUUCGAAAGACGUGACGUUCACCAGAGUUACGGACCUCUUCAAACAGCUUGAGCUGCUGGCUAACUCAGUCAACAUGAAACCCGGUACCUCAUCAUUUUCGAGAUUCUUUGCUUCAGCGUAUGACAUGGUUACACCGUUUGAUAACAGUUUACCAGUUGACGAAGAUAACCUUCUUUUUUGCCUAGGUAUUGAAAAUGCAUCACAGUUUUUCCUGUCGUCGUAUAUUGAGAAAGUGGGCACGUUGGCUGAACAUCAAGGAAGGCGUCGUUAUUUCGCUACUCCACAGAAGCCACUGGGAACCAACGAUGAUGGCAACGCCAAGUUUUUGGCUAUGGUAGGUGAGGUGAGCUCCAACAAGAGUUUGCUUUUGCGUAACAUUAAAGUAACUACAAUUGUUCGAAUACCCUUUCGAGAAGUCGCUGUGGAGAUCACAGUGGGACCUGUGCAAGAUGAUCAUUUCGUCCCUCAGAUGAAGGGGGUCUUGGUCUUUCUUAACGGUGAGCUGGCCGCAGUUCGUAUAGGAGCUCCAGAUGAAGUGCUGUGGACCAAGUGUCGAUGUAUAAUUCUGCGCUCGAUCAUUAGUCCUCCACAGCGUCGAUAA
Molecule: messenger RNA, 1890 nt
Organism: Cooperia oncophora
Lineage: Eukaryota; Metazoa; Nematoda; Chromadorea; Rhabditida; Trichostrongylidae
Source: the annotation of a GenBank genome assembly